GCUUGAUAUUAUCGCCGAGGUAUCUUUUUGUAUUUUUCUGCCGGGGAUGGGCCAGAUUAGGAAGGGCGGUACAACGGUGGGACUUGGCGUUGGUGUUUUGGAACAUCAAAGAUGGACAGGGUUUUCGCGGAGGUCGCUCCUCAGAUAUCUCCACAACUACAGAUCGGGGAUCUUCCAAAAUCGAGAAGAUUGGUGCAUAUGGCUAGGUCUCUUCACCUUACAAUUUGUAUGGCACUUUGGCCCGGGGUUGUGGUGUGGUAGGGGAGAACGGGGGAUACUCCCACACAGGAGUUUUGAACAACGUCCGGUUCACGUUUGGCUGGAUAACUCCACCACCACACAGGGUAUGCGGUCGGCGAUGGGGUCAGAAUGCUCGUAUGAUCGAGGGCUUUUCGAUGGAUCUAUCGGCGGGUUCUUAUUCGAAAAAUCGAGCGAGUUCGUAUUCAAGAGCUUAAAAAGAGCACAGCAACUUAAUAAGAUCUUCACUGAGAUCUCUACAGCUCUUUCAGCUGCUAUUACUGCUGCUGAAGUCUCUACUGCUCUAGCUAUAUUUAUUAUCAGUGCUUUCACUACUCUGCAGUUCACUUCUUCUUCAAGUUCUCAAGUUCAUUCUUCUUCAAGUUCAUGA
Blastomyces dermatitidis ER-3 is the source of this 628-nucleotide messenger RNA. RefSeq lists its product as uncharacterized. The record is from RefSeq and is a predicted model, not a curated record. The transcript is spliced from 2 exons. Bases 47 to 628 code for a protein of 193 amino acids. Lineage: Eukaryota; Fungi; Ascomycota; Eurotiomycetes; Onygenales; Ajellomycetaceae.